Molecule: messenger RNA, 1508 nt
Organism: Sinocyclocheilus grahami
Lineage: Eukaryota; Metazoa; Chordata; Actinopteri; Cypriniformes; Cyprinidae
Gene: ccdc6a
Product: coiled-coil domain containing 6a
Exons: 8
Source: RefSeq, a predicted model, not a curated record
UAUUUAGUUUUCCAAGAGAAAUCUCCAAGAAUAAUUGCCCUUUUCAUAUGCCAGCAUGUUUUGUUUAUUUUUCUACAGCAAGCGCGUGCAGAACAAGAAGAGGAGUUCAUCUCCAACACUUUAUUUAAGAAGAUUCAGGCUCUGCAAAAGGAGAAAGAGACCCUCGCCGUCAACUAUGAGAAAGAAGAGGAGUUCCUUACCAAUGACUUGUCCAGGAAGCUCAUGCAGCUUCAGCAUGAAAAGGCAGAGUUGGAGCAGCAUUUGGAGCAAGAGCAGGAAUUCCAGGUCAAUAAACUGAUGAAGAAGAUCAAAAAGCUGGAGAACGACACCAUCUCUAAACAGCUCACUCUAGAGCAGCUCCGACGUGAGAAGAUUGAUCUGGAAAACACUCUGGAACAAGAGCAGGAGGCACUAGUCAACCGGCUUUGGAAGCGCAUGGACAAACUUGAGGCAGAGAAAAGGAUUCUGCAGGAGAAGCUUGACCAGCCAGUGUCAGCCCCGCCCUCUCCACGUGAAGUUUCCAUGGAGAUUGACUCUCCGGAGAACAUGAUGCGACACAUCCGCUUCCUCAAGAGUGAAGUGGAGAGGCUCAAACGCAGCCUUCGCACUACAGAGCUUCAGCACACAGAGAAGCGGGCUCAAUAUAUUGAGGAGGAAAGGCAGAUGAGGGAAGAGAACAUUCGUCUUCAGAGGAAACUCCAGAGAGAAAUGGAGAGAAGGGAGGCACUGUGUAGACAGCUGUCAGAGAGUGAGAGCAGCCUUGAGAUGGACGAUGAGAGAUAUUUUAAUGAGAUGUCUGCUCAGGGACUGAGAGCUCGUACGGUGUCCAGCCCAAUCCCCUACACCCCCUCCCCCUCAUCCAGCCGCCCCAUCUCCCCUGGUUUGUCGUAUGCUAGUCACACGGUUGGUUUCACCCCUCCGGCCACGCUGAGCCGAGCACCACUCCCCCACUACACGUCUCCCGGGCUACACAUCCACCCAGGACCCUCACACGCUGUACAGAGGCCAUCCCCAAGGAGAAGCACCAGCCCAGAUAAGUUUAAGCGUCCGACGCCGCCUCCCUCCCCAAACACACACUCUGGAGCACAUCACCCUCCUCCACCACCACCCGCACAGCCGAUGGUGCAGUCUGGCUCCUCCCACUCUGUGACAUCACAGAAUCCCCCCUCUCAGCCUUAAUGCAUACACCGUGCGCUACCUUAAGUUAGGCUGCUCCAAGCUAGGCUACACUACUACUACAAUGACAACUCGGUGAUCCUCCACUGGGCAAAGGUUGGAAGGGAUUGGAGCGGAUAUGGAAUUAGAGGACUGUUGAACUGGGGAGCGAAAGGAUUGGGAAUGUGAGAAGGGAGAAGGUGUAGAUGCUUGGCCUACUGACGGAUCCAUAACCAGCCCCAUGCCGUUAAAUUUCGUUAUUCUUACGUUUUUUUUUUUUUACUUUUUCCUUUUUUUUCUGUAAAGUGAUCAAGCUGGUUCAGGGAAUAGAUUAGGAAAGUAUAGGAAGAGAG